Messenger RNA from Klebsormidium nitens, 345 nucleotides. Lineage: Eukaryota; Viridiplantae; Streptophyta; Klebsormidiophyceae; Klebsormidiales; Klebsormidiaceae. The record is from the annotation of a GenBank genome assembly.
GUGUACCUUUCGGACGCGUCCGGCGCGUCGCCGCUCGUGUACGCCGCCUCCUGGUGGUCCGAAUCGGACGUCGGUACGUACCUCUCGGACGUGCACGCGCCCAUCUGGACCAAUCUGAUGGCCGUCAAGGCGCCGCUCCACCGCAGCCUUUCGUGCAUCUACUUUGGCAACUCCCCCGCGCUUGAAGCGCGGUUCGGGAUGCCAGGUCCUUUUUGGGCACGUCACUACCUUUUCUACGUCAACGGGCGGCCACUGACGCUGAUCUACGAAGCCUUUUCCAACGCGUUGGAGACAUAUCUGGGGCCGAACGACCGUUGGACGGCGCCGUUCGGCCGGCUGGCUUGA